This is a messenger RNA of Myxozyma melibiosi, 354 nucleotides long. RefSeq lists its product as uncharacterized. The record is from RefSeq and is a predicted model, not a curated record. Lineage: Eukaryota; Fungi; Ascomycota; Lipomycetes; Lipomycetales; Lipomycetaceae. The transcript is spliced from 3 exons. Bases 1 to 354 code for a protein of 117 amino acids.
AUGAGACUUCUGAGAGCUCUACGAGAUGCUUCAAGACAAAGAAUGCCGCGAAGUAUACCGCGGCGAGCGCAGCCUACACCGGCUAUUCCGCCCUCGCUACGGAAUCGGCCGCCGCCUGAAGAGUUAGGGCCGAAAUUCAAUCCGGAUGCGUCGAAGGAGGGCAAGCAGAGAUUACUGGGUAUUCGACUUUUGAUGAUGUCGGUUCCGUUGUUUGCGAUUUCGAGUUAUAUGAUGUACAAACGGGUUUAUUUGGGCGAAGAGCAGAAGAAGCAAAUAGGCUUCGUCACUGAAGACGGCAUUCGGAUUUUAUUUUCGGAUUUGCCUGACAGCGAUGAGCGAAAGCCCAAGGAGUAA